AUGGCAUUGAAAAAGGGAAGGGGGACGUCGAACAAACUAAAAAAGAGAAAUAAAGCAAAAAACAUUAUUGAUGAUGACUAUAGUUCCGAAUUGAGUAUUACAGUGGUGGGUGAACCGGAUUACAAUGAGGUUUUUGAAGUGGAAAGGAUUGUAAUGGCAAGAUAUAAAUUGAACAUAAAAAGAAAAAAAAAUAGAAAAGAAGAGAGUUUAGAUAAUUUUGAAUUUUUUAUAAAAUGGAAAAAUUAUGAUAGUGAUGACAAUACUUGGGAGCCAUUCGAAAAUUUAAGUUCCACGUUAAAGGGACAAGCGCGAAAAGCUGCUCUGAAAUUGACUGAAGAGUUAAGCAUAAUAAGAUCAAAUGGAGAAGGUAGUAACGCAGGAAAUAGAAAUGGAGUUAAUAAAAGGAAAAAAGGAAUAAUAAUAAAUACAGUUAAGAAUGAAUUAAUUGAUAACUUUACAAAUAAUGUAAUUGACAAUAACUUGAAUGGACUUGAAGAUCAAGUUACAAAAAAUAUGGCAAACGAAAUGGAUUCUGAACAUAUUCAUAAUAUUGGUAAUGGUAAUGGAAAUAGUAUUAGUAAUAAUAAUAAUAAUAUUAACAGUAAUAGUAACAGUAAUAGUAAUAACUGUUUUGCAAGAAAUAUGCUGGAUGAUGACGACCUAAUAAAUAGUGAUAGCCUUUUUAAUAGCAUGAAUAUUAGCAAAAGCAUUAACGAUCACUUUGAAAAAGAUAGUUGUACGCAUCGUAAAAAAUUAGGGAAUAUUAAAAGUAUAUUAUGUAUAUCAGAUAGAAUUAAUAAUAUUGGUAUUUUAAAUAAAAAUAAAAAGAUAUCAAGUAGUGCCAAAAAUAAAAUAUUAGAUCGACUGGAUAAAAAUUAUUUUAUAAGACAAAAAAAUAAAUUUAAUACAAUUUUAAAAAAUAACAAAAAUUUAUUUGAUCAUUUUAUUAAUAGUAGAAAUAAAGAAUUAUUAAAUAAUGAGAAUAAUAAUAAUAUAUUAAGAAAUAAUGAUAUUAAUAUAUUUGAUCAUUUUGAAAGUACAAAUUUUGAUGAAAAAAAUGAUAUACAUCAUCAUUACCAUAGCCAUAAUCAUAAUCAUCAUCAUACACAUAUAUGUAAUGACUCCAAUAAAUUAUCUCCAGAAAAUUAUAACAGUAAAAGUUUGGUUACCUUUGCAAACAAUUUACAAAAUGAUGAAGAUGCUUAUCUUUUCUGGAAAAGUAGAGAUAAAAGGAAAUUUGAAUCCCUAAACCUAGUAUAUAAUAGUACCAACGCUCCAGUCCCUGGUAGUACUACUAACAGCAGUAGAAUGCAUAACAAUAACAGUAACAUUAAUAGCAACAGUAACAUCAACAAUAUCAAUAGCAGUAAUAAUAUGAACAUGAGUAAUAGCAUGAACUUGAGUAAUAACAUGAACUUAAGUAAUAACAUGAACUUGAAUAAUAAUAUGAAUAUUAGUAAUAAUGUGAAUAUUAGUAAUAACAUGAAUAUUAGUAAUAACAUGAAUAUGAGCAAUAAUAUGAAUAUAAGUAAUAAUAUGAAUAUGAGCAGUAACAUGAAUAUAAGUAAUAAUAUGAAUAUCAGUAAUAACAAUAAUAAUAGCAACUGCAACAACAAUGGUAACAAUAACAGCGAAAUACCGCCCUUGUACAUGUAUGAUAACAAAAGAUUGAAAAAAAUUAAUUUGAACAAUAAUAAUGAUAGUUUUAUUUAUGAAGAGGAAUACGUAUCGAAGAGACCAUGCAAUUCUUUAAGUUCAUCCGAAAUGUUGUUCAUAUCAGAUAAAAUGUAUGAGCAGUUUAUGACAAAAAAUAAUAAUAUAGAGCGUUGUAAAAAAUCACAAGAAAAUGAUGAACAACCAUUUAGUAACAGCAAUAAUCAGAGGAGGAAAGGAUACAAAAAUAUGGUUUCUUCAUCAUUAUUAUUUAAUUCUAGAAACAGUGGAAAUGUUAGAAGUAGUAACAAAAAAGGUAGUAGUAGUACUAGUACUAACAAUAAUGAAGAUGAUCAUUUUUACAUAAAGGAUUACUACACUAAUAACAACAAUCAGAAUUAUAUAAUUGUGAAGAAUGAAAUAACCGAUGAGGAUAAUAAUAUAAGCACAAAAGAUAAAAGACCAUAUGCAAUUGCGCAUAUAAAUAGUGGCAAAAAUUUAGAAGACGAACAAAUCAGGCACAGUAGCGGUAGUACCACCAGUCCUUGCAGAAAUAAUAGUGCAGCAGUCCAUUACAACAGUAGUAGUAGUAACCAUAUGAAGAAAAAAAAAAUGAAUGUAAAAACAAAAAAUGAUAGCAAGGAAAGGCACAACAACGUCGGUGUUGGUAACAAUAGUGGCAUGAAUAGCGGCAAUAUCAGCAACAACAGCAACAACGUAAACAACUUUAACAAUAUUAAUAAUGUGAACAAAAUCAAUAACAGCAACAGUAAUAGCAAUAACAAUAGUAAUAACAAUAAUAACAGUCAUAACAGUUACAAUAAGCUUAAUAUAGGUGAGAAUAACAGCAUAAUAAAUAAUAAUAAUAAUAAGACAUGUAUAAUAAAUAACAACAAUACGAAUUAUAUAACUAUUAAUAAUCAUAAAAAGAAGGCCCUUUAUAAGAAUAAAUCUCCAUCAAAAAUACCAUCAGGUAAUAUGUUCAAGAAAAAGUUAAGUACAUUUAAAAAAAGUAUGAAGAAAUUUUCCAAAAAUAAUGCAACAGCAGCAGGUGGUCACAUGCAUGCAGUGAACCUGCACAGAUUUGAUAGCAAUAAUGAAAAAAAGAGAUAUUUAGAUUUUGAUCAUAUAUCCACUUCAAGUGAAAUAUUAUUUAAAAAUAAAUACUCUACGGAAAAUAUGAAUAUAUAUAGAGACGAUAUGCUUCAUUUUGAAGAACUUUUGGAUAGAAAGAACAAAACAUCCUUUAAAGAUAUGCACGAUAAUGAUAACUUUGCGGAGUAUGGUAGCAGUCUUCACCCCGACAACAACAACAGUAACCACCACAGUAGUAGCAACCACCAUAAUAACAAUAACAAUGCAGAAGAAGAGCACAUGUUCGACGUGGAGGACUCGUAUUUCAGUAGAGGACUGCAUAAUGUAAGUUCACUAUACGAAAUGUACAUGAAGGACAGGAACAGCAAUAAUAUUACUGCUGAAGAGAAGACCCUUGUGAAUGGUUGUGCUUAUGAUAAGGAAGAUGGGAAAAGCAUUAAGUCGUCUUAUAAUAAUAAUAAUAAUAAAAAUAGAAGAAAUUUGUUUGCUGAAAAAUUAUUAGAAGCAAAUAGUACAGAAAAUAAUAUAUGUAGAAAAAAUGGAGUAGAUUAUAUUGAAGUUGAUAGAAAUGGAACAUAUACAUCAAAUGAUGUGUUAAAUAUUCGUAAUAUUGUGUAUGACGAAAAUGUGGACGAAUCUAUAAGUAAUGAACUGUUUACGGCUAAUGAAAGCCUAGUUAUGAAACAUUCUUUUGAGGAAAACGAAAUUAAGCAGAGGGAUAACAACGAUAUAAAUGGUAACAACAACAGUAACAGUAACAGUAACAGUAACAAUAAUCGUAAUAGCAGUGGAAUUGGUAAUGCAAUUGGCAGUGCUAUUGGCAGUGCUAUUGGCAGUGGCAAUGGAAGUGGCAAUGGAAGUGUCUUUAGACUAUUGAGCAGUGCAAGCACCGAUCACAGGAAUAUUAACAAGCGAUUACAUGAUUAUGCCUCACUUGAUGGGAGAUAUUUCGACCAAUUUUCUGAGGAAAAUAUUAGAUUUUUUAAUGAGUUAAAUGAUGAAGAAAAGAAUGUUGUAAGCUCAAAUGAAUAUCUGACCGAUGCAGUAUACAUCACGGACGCUGCUAAAUAUUAUCUCAAUGAUAAAGGUGAACAAAGGAGUAAACCAAGUCCUAAGGAGAUUGGAGAUAGUACCAACAUUACCAAUAAUAAUAUCAGUAACAACAGUGGUAUUAAUAGCACUACUAAUAGUAACAACCAUAAUAAUAUCAGUAUCAACAAAAACGGUGGAAGUAAUAGGAAUAAUGAGGAUAAUUAUAAUGUCAACGAGGAGGAAAUGCUUGAAUAUGUUAGGAACGUUUUCAAGAAAAACAAUAACAAUGGUGACAAUGCAAGUGAGAGCGGAAGUGGAAAUGGAAGUGAUGAUGGCAAAAAGGAUAGUAACUUAAAGGAAUAUACAAGGAAUAAUAGUGAUAGUAUUUAUCAUAAUGUACAUAGUGAUUAUGUACCUAGUGAUAUACAGAGUGACGCAAAUAUCAAUGCAGAUAAUAACAUAGGUAAUAGUGGAAGUAACAUCAAGAGUAAUAUUCUGGAUAACAACACAGAUAACAGCAUAGAUAACAGUAUGGAAAAUGGUAUGAUCAAUGGUAUGAUGAGUGAUAUAACUAUUGGUGCGAUCAAUGGUACGAUCAGUGGUGUGAACCAUGGGGAGAACAGUAGGGAGAAUGAUAAUUCGAAAAAAUUAAAAACUGUGAAGCGCACGGACUUUGAAACAGUAACGACAAGCAGUAUAUACGAUGAUCCCAUUAAAAAGAAAAAAAUUCUAGCCAUGAGUGAAAAUCUUGUUAUUAAUGAAAAUAAUAAUAGCAAAGAUAUUUUAAGAAGGAAGGUGCAAGAGAAUAAAAAAAGAAUAUAUACCAAUAAUGAUCAUGUUAAAACUAAUAACAGAAAAAUAAAUCGCUCUAAUUCCGAUAUCAUCAAUAAAAAAAAUUCCAUCAGAAAAAUUAAUUAUUACGAAAAAACGAAUAUGAAGAAAAAGCAUGAUCAUAAUAACAACAACACAUCAAAUAAUUUUCAAAACACAACUAUUAACGUAGAUGGGGUGAAUACGACCAACUCCGUAAAUAUUAGGCGUUAUAAUAAUAGCGGCAUGGGUGAUGGAAUAAACAGCGAUGUUAGUAGCGGUUUGAAUCACAUUGAAGGGGAUAUUAUAAUAAACAUAAAAGAUCUAUUCAAUACUGAAGAUGAAAAGUGUGAUUAUUAUAUCAACUUUUUGGAAAAUGUUUUGAGCGCAUUAAAGGAACGACGUUUAUAUCAAUCGGAGGAUGCUGUUAUAUUAAAUGAGUUAAAGUUAAAUAUGAAUACAGAAGAAGACAAUGAUGUACAACAAAAUGAAUAUGAAGAGAAACAUGUAAGUACGAAUAGUUUCCAUAAGAUGAUUAAAUAUCCUGAUGAAUUUGUAAAAUUUUCGAAGCAUUCAAGAAAGGCGCCUUUUGAAAAUUUACAACUGGAGAGUAACAGACCAAAGCAAAUGAGAUUAAAAAAUAUUCUCUACAGUUGUAAUAAUAUGAACGAUGAUAGUAUCAACAACGUUAGUUUUAACAACAUUAGUGGCAACUUGAACAGCAUUAGUAACAACGUGAACAGCAUUAGUAACAACGUGAACAGCAUUAGUAACAACGUGAACAGCAUUAGUAACAACGUGAGCAGCAUUAGUAACAACGUGAGCAGCAUUAGUAACAACGUGAGCAGCAUUAGUAACAAUAUGAACAACAGUGCUCUUUUACGAAUAAGUAGCAAGCGCAAUUCGGACGAUUAUCCAGAUUUAAAUAAUAGCAGAAGUACCAUGCAUUUUGUAAAUAGAUCGAAUUAUGAUAAAAGAGGAAUUGUAGAAAAGAAGGUAUUAUUAUCUGCAUAUUCGAAUAAAAAAGGGGAAAAAAGGAAAAAAAAAAAGGGAGCAGUGGCUGAAGCAGUGGACGUGGCAGAGGGGGAUAACAUGGCAUAUUACGAAGAUGAAGUUCAGGCAAAGUUAAAUAUGAAUAAUAUUAAUAAUAAUAAUACAUUAAUAGAAAUUAAAAAGAAAGAUAUCCAAGCAUUAAAAAUAGAUGAAAGUAAAGAUGACCCUAUCAUUUCUUAUGAUGACAUAAAUGAAAAUAUUAACAUUGACAAUGAGCAGCAACGUGAGAAGCAACAGUAUGAACUGCAACAAGACGAACAACAUAGAAUGAAGUAUGCGCGAUUAGAUAUUCUAAAUAUAAGUGUUGUUAAGAUGAAUUACAUGGACAGGUAUAUUGAGUAUAGCGAGUCAAUUGAUAAAUUGGCCCUAAACAACAUCGAUUCCCUUAUAAAAAACAUGAAUGUUAUAAAUUUUUACAAUGGAAAGAAUAAAAAUAGUAUUAAUUUCAUAAAAGGAAAUUUCCAAGUACAUCUGUUAGAGUCAUAUACAAACAUUUUACUUUAUUUUGAUAUUUUUAACGAUUUUAGAAAUUACAAUUUUAUAUAUAAAAAUUGCGAAUUUAUAAAUAUAUUAUUAGACUAUGUUUGUGAUAGCAAAAGUGAAAAUAAAAAUUUUAAUGUAAAUAGUUCGUUAAAUGAGUUAUCAAAAAAUAUUAUGUUAUUUGAUGAAAUAUAUAAACUAAAUAACAAACUAAAUGAAUUUUUUAAGGAUAUAUUUUUAUCCAUUAAUGUAAAGCCGAAUCUAUUUUUUUUCCCCUCUCCUGAUUAUUUCGAAAGAUUUUAUUUUCAUUUAAGUUGCAAAGCCGAUUUGACGGAUGCUGAUAAUAAUAACACAGAUAAUAAUAAUAAUAAUAAUACGGAUAAUACUAAUAAUACGGAUAAUACUAAUAAUGCGGAUAAUACUAAUAAUACGGAUAAUACUAAUAAUGCGGAUAAUACUAAUAAUGCGGAUAAUUCUAAUAAUGCGGAUAAUAUUAGUGAAAAAAAUGGCGUUUCACUGCAUACAGACAGUAGCUAUAGAGAGAUCAGUUCGAAAGACAAUAAAGAUCAUUCAAAAAAUGAAUAUAGCAGCGACACUUGGGAAGACGCGAAUGAGGAGUCUGGUUGUAAUGGAAAUGAUCAUCAUGUAGGAGAGGAACAGCAGGAGCAGAAACUGGAGGAGGGGGGUAGUGGUGUGCUUUACAGUGACUGCAACAAUGCGCAUAAUGAAGUCCAUAGAAACGAUCAUAGUGCGAAUCGCAAUGAAGUGCAAAGUGAAGUACAAAAUGAAAUCCAUUACAAUAUAGACUCACGCAUUUUCGUUGAAAACGUUAUCGCCAAUUUGAGCACAAGCAUUAAUAACAAUGAAAACAAUAACAAGGAAAAUAAUGCUAGCUCAAUUCCGUGUAUUAGUAGGAGUAAGGGAUUUAUGAAGAACGCAAGUUUUGAAAAAUGUGAAAGCGGUAAUGAGAAGAAGAGUUGUUAUGAGGACCUACGCGAAAAAUAUUUUGAAAAAAAGGUAGACACAGAUGAGCUUGGUCUGCAUAUGUAUCAGAGUGACCAUUUGAAUGCUGAAAAACAAAAAUUACAAAAUGACAAACCUGCACCAAAUGUAUCAAAUAAUUGUAUUAAGAAAAAAAAUGAUGCUCCUAUAGUUUGGAAAAACAGUAACAUUGAAGCAAAUGAAUAUAAUAAGAAUGUUAUUAUGAGUAAAAAAAGUAGUAGUAAUGGUAGUGGUAGUAGUAGUGAAGUAGAUAUUGAAUACAAAUCAUUAAGUGAUGUGCAUCAAGUGGAGGAAGCUUCAGAUGUAUAUCAUAAGAAAAUUACUAAUUUUUAUGAAUGCAAAGAAAUAUGUAAUGAGGAUGAAACGGCUAUGCAUGAGAACUGUAAUAAUAAUUCUAGUGCAACUCUUUACACCAAUUUAGAAUAUGCUUCGAAUGAUCAACCUGGUUUUCCUAAUAAAGUAAUCAGUGUUGAUUGUAUGACAAAACAGCAAAAGGACGUCAGAUCAAUCAGUGCAGAGUUGGUAUAUCACAGUGAUGUUAAUAGAAGCAUCAACAACGAGAAUAUUAAUAAGUGUAGUAGUAGUAAUAGUAUUAAUAGUAAUAAUAAGAGUAGUAGUAGUAAUAAUAAGAGUAGUAGUAGUAAUAAUAAGGGUAGUAGUAGUAGUAGUAAUAGUAAUAGUAAUAGUAAUAGUAAUAGUAAUAGUAAUAGUAAUAGUAAUAGUAAUAGUAAUAGUAAUAGUAAUAGUAAUAGUAAUAGUAAUAGUAAUAGUAAUAGUAAUAGUAAUAGUAAUAGUAGUAGGAGUAAUAAUAAUGGUAACGAAAGGGAAUUUACAGCUAUAACUAACGAAUCCAGUGAGUGUGCGAAAGAUGGUUCACAUAUCAUUGAUGUAUCGGAUGAGAUAGAAAAGAUAGAAGAAAGUAAUAACAAUAUACCUAGUAGUAAUAAUGUAUUGGAUGAGCAUAAUAAUACCAUUGAAAAAAUGGAUGAAAUGAACAAUAGUUUUAACAAAAGGAACUGCAGUAACAGCACCACAGCUACGAUAACAACGACUACAGCUCAGGCAAACAACCCAAAUGAGAACACAGUUAACUUUCAUAUUAAAACGCAAAAUCAAUGUAAAGAUGAUGACAACAAUAAUGGCCAUCGAAGGAAUAAUAAUGGGCAUGACGAUUAUGAAGAUGACAAUAAUAAUAACGUCGGUGGAAGUGGUGCUCCUAACAUGAUUAGCAAUAACAAAGGCUCUGGUAGUCAUAACAGAAACAAUUAUGCCGGCAACAGUGGGGGAGGUAGUAAUAAAGCAGGAGGUAAUCAUAGCGGAAGCAAUCACAAUGGAAGCAAUCACAAUGGAAGCAAUCACAGGAGUAGCACUGAUUUUAACUUCCAUUAUAAUAAUGAGAAUCGAGGGAGCGGCAUAUUUUUAAACGAUAGUAUUAGUAACUCAACAUUAUUUUUAAAAAAUUGUUACAUGCCAAAGGAACAAACUAAAAAGAAUUUGUUAUUAAUAGCAGUCCUUUAG
Molecule: messenger RNA, 8643 nt
Organism: Plasmodium malariae
Lineage: Eukaryota; Apicomplexa; Aconoidasida; Haemosporida; Plasmodiidae
Product: conserved Plasmodium protein, unknown function
Exons: 2
Coding region: 1-8643 (2880 amino acids)
Source: RefSeq, a predicted model, not a curated record